GGCUCUCUUACUUUAAUUGGUCCCGAUUUUCACCUUGUCGACUCCGAUCCUCAAUUGUGGCAUGCACGCUCGGAUUCUCAAACUGUCCACCUUUUCUACGCUGUCCUAGAUAUGAACCUCAAAGCAUGCUGGCUACUCUCUCAAGCCACGGGGAAACAUACGGUCCCGCAUUGUAGGGGCAAGAUUAUCAACUUUUGUUCGUUGUUGACUUACAGGCUAGAGCUUGUUGUCUUCCCUUCCUCCUGUGCCGUUCCACAGUUCGUUCGAUGUCUUCUGCAAGCAAAGUUUUCGUUAUUCUCCUUUCCUGUAUGAUCUUCGAUGGCCUAAAUGGUUAUCUCGAUUGGGUGCCUGCCUGGCCCAUCUCUGUUUUUAUUCUGAUUCUUUUUUAUGCUGUCCUUUGUGAUUGAGAGCGACAUACUUACCAUGGGUGCUUGAACAGGGAGGAUUAACUGUUUCCGCUUGUGCAGCUGUGAAAGGUGUAUUGGGACAGCUCACCAAGGCGCAGAGCAAUGAAUGGAUUAAUGAGAAUGUUCGGGAGAACGGCUUCGUGCCAGGGCAUAUCAUUACCGAUAUGAAUAAGAAACUUAGUGAAUGAACUCCAGCUGGUAGGUGGGUCAGUAUGUCUGUGAAGGAUUGUUAGUUGUUGAUGGUGUACAUCAUUUUGCCUUGUGUCUUUGGGUUUUAUGAUAAACUUAUUGAAAUACACAUCAUGUGGGAGG
This is a messenger RNA of Somion occarium, 719 nucleotides long. NCBI's taxonomy places the organism in Eukaryota, Fungi, Basidiomycota, Agaricomycetes, Polyporales, Cerrenaceae. The record is from the annotation of a GenBank genome assembly.